This is a messenger RNA of Glycine soja, 2984 nucleotides long. RefSeq names its product potassium transporter 10-like. Gene Ontology annotation, cellular component: membrane. The transcript is spliced from 9 exons. Gene Ontology annotation, molecular function: potassium ion transmembrane transporter activity. The coding region runs from base 225 to 2597 and encodes 790 amino acids. NCBI's taxonomy places the organism in Eukaryota, Viridiplantae, Streptophyta, Magnoliopsida, Fabales, Fabaceae. The record is from RefSeq and is a predicted model, not a curated record. Gene Ontology annotation, biological process: potassium ion transmembrane transport.
CGUUACCCUUUUGGUAUUCUCUUCCCCAGGAAGUGGAACUAUCUUGUGUUGUUCAUGUUUAGAUACCUGAUGAACCUGAGUUUGGUUUUUGGUUUUGUGACUGACACCAAUCCGAUAAUAAUACUGAUUCUUUCUGAAUAUCCUUCUUUGGGUGACAAGUAUCAGAUUUUGUGACAGUUGAGGUGAGGGUAGAGAAACUGCAGAAGUAUUGAACUGAGCACUAAAUGGCUUCAACUGGGUUUGAUGAAGACGGUGAUAACAGAGGCGGUAUGUGGGUUUUGGAACAGAAGAUUGACCAGCCAAUGGAUGAAGAAGCUGAAAGGCUCAAAAAUACGUACAGAGAAAAAAAACUUUCUACAUUGUUGCUUCUGCGGCUUGCAUAUCAGAGUCUUGGAGUAGUUUAUGGAGAUUUGGGAACUUCCCCCUUAUACGUUUUCUAUAAUACAUUUCCUCAACAAAUUGACAAUCAGGAGGAUGUGAUUGGAGCUCUUUCUUUGAUUAUAUACUCUCUUACUCUGGUGCCACUGCUCAAAUAUGUUCUUAUUGUAUUAAGAGCAAAUGACAAUGGUCAAGGUGGAACAUUGGCUCUUUAUUCCUUGCUCUGUCGACAUGCAAACAUCAGAACCAUUCCCAAUCAGCAUCAUACUGAUGAAGAGCUAACAACAUAUAGUCGGUCUACCAUCCGUGAGAAGUCAUUUGCUGCGAAAACCAAGAGAUGGUUAGAGGAAACAUCUUAUAUGAAAAAUAUCAUUCUUAUGCUCGCCCUUGUUGGUACCUGCAUGGUGAUUGGAGAUGGUAUUCUUACCCCAGCUAUAUCUGUUUUGUCUGCUGUUGGUGGCAUCAAGGUGAAUCAUGCUGAUUUGAGUAACGGAGUAGUUGUGCUGGUUGCUGUUGUAAUAUUAGUAGGGUUAUUCAGCGUGCAACAUUAUGGUACAGAUAGAGUUGGUUGGCUCUUUGCUCCAAUUGUCCUACUUUGGUUUCUACUAAUUGGAGGUAUAGGCAUAUUCAACAUCUGUAAAUAUGGAAGCAGUGUUCUAAAAGCUUUUUCACCACUGUAUAUAUACCGCUAUCUACAACGAGAAGGCAAAGAUGGUUGGCUUUCCCUUGGUGGCAUUUUGCUCAGCAUAACAGGGACAGAGGCUCUUUUUGCUGACCUUGCACACUUUCCAGUCUCUUCUGUACAGAUUGCAUUUACUCUGCUAGUGUUUCCUUGCCUUCUUUUAGCCUACUCUGGACAGGCUGCUUACCUUAUGCAUAACUUGGACCAUUCAAAAGAUGCGUUUUAUCGUUCUAUUCCAGACAAAAUAUACUGGCCAGUAUUUGUUGUUGCAACAUUAGCAGCUAUAGUUGCAAGCCAGGCCACAAUAUCCGCAACCUUUUCAAUUAUUAAGCAAGCCAAUGCUCAUGGCUGUUUCCCGAGAAUAAAAGUUGUACAUACAUCAAAGAAGUUCCUUGGCCAGAUAUAUAUUCCAGAUAUCAAUUGGAUCCUUAUGAUUCUAUGCAUUGCUGUUACUGCUGGGUUUAAAAAUCAAAGUCAGAUUGGAAAUGCAUAUGGUACUGCAGUUGUGCUAGUCAUGCUGGUUACAACAUUGCUUAUGAUUUUGAUCAUGAUACUUGUGUGGCGCUGCCAUUGGAUUCUGGUGGUGGUGUUCACCGGCUUAUCGUUGAUUGUGGAAUGCACAUACUUCUCUGCUGUUCUCUUCAAAGUUGAUCAAGGUGGAUGGGCUCCCCUAGCAAUUGCUGGAGCAUUUCUUCUGAUCAUGUAUGUCUGGCAUUAUGGCUCAGUGAAACGCUACGAGUUUGAGAUGCAUAGUAAGGUCUCAAUGGCAUGGAUUCUCGGGCUUGGACCGAGUUUAGGACUUGUUCGUGUCCCGGGAAUAGGGUUAGUAUACACAGAGCUUGCAAGUGGAGUACCCCACAUCUUUUCACAUUUCAUCACAAACCUACCAGCCAUCCAUUCUGUUGUUGUUUUUGUAUGUGUGAAGUAUCUCCCUGUCUACACUGUCCCAGAAGACGAAAGAUUCCUUGUAAAGAGAAUUGGACCCAAGAACUUCCACAUGUUUCGUUGCGUGGCGCGAUAUGGAUACAAAGAUCUGCACAAGAAAGAUGAGGAUUUUGAGAAAAAGCUUUUCCACAACCUCUUUGUGUUUGUCAAGCUAGAGUCCAUGAUGGAAGGGUGCUCAGAUUCAGAUGACUACAGCUUAUAUGAUGAGCAGACUGAGAGGUCAACACAAGGCCUAUUGAACAAUAACACAAACACAGCUGCAUUGAAUAUGGAUCCAACAGUUUCAUCAGUGGAUUCAAUUGUAUCAGUCUCAUCUCCAUUGCACAUUAAUGCUACUAUUCAAUCCUCUGGUCAUGUUAGCAGCCACACCGAGGUCGAUGAAGUUGAGUUCUUAAACAACUGCAGGGAUGCUGGGGUGGUUCACAUUCUAGGAAACACAGUUGUCAGGGCAAGGAGGGAUUCAAGAUUCCACAAGAAAAUAGCUGUUGAUUAUAUAUAUGCAUUUCUCAGGAAGAUAUGCAGGGAAAAUAGUGUGAUCUUCAAUGUUCCUCAUGAGAGUCUAUUAAAUGUUGGUCAGGUUUUCUAUGUAUAGCCUCUACUCCUCUUCUCUUGGUAAUUCUUGCGUGAACAUUGAGUUUAUAGGCACAUUCAAUCAAAAGCAUGUUAAAAUAGUUAAUAAUAAUAAAAUAUGUAUUGAAAUCUAUAUGUUAAUAUUGUUUUAAUAUUAUUCAAAAGCUUUUGAUUGAUUGAGUUUAUAAACAUCUUGAUCACACUAAUUGUUCCACUUGAGCCCAAGAUAAGUAAGAUUUAUCAUUUGUGACAGUCAUUUUGUGUACAGUUGAGCUUAGUGUAGCAUAUGAACAACUCCUUAUGGUGUGCAGUGUGUACUAUCCAAAGGGAAUGUCUUCAGAAGAAUGACUUUGGGUAAUUUCUGUUGAAUCCUGAAAUUCAUUAUUCAUUUGAUGUUCCAAAUGCAUCA